This is a messenger RNA of Aphidius gifuensis, 1004 nucleotides long. RefSeq names its product histone H2A-like. Gene Ontology annotation, molecular function: DNA binding; structural constituent of chromatin; protein heterodimerization activity. The transcript is spliced from 3 exons. The record is from RefSeq and is a predicted model, not a curated record. NCBI's taxonomy places the organism in Eukaryota, Metazoa, Arthropoda, Insecta, Hymenoptera, Braconidae. Gene Ontology annotation, cellular component: nucleosome. Bases 174 to 593 code for a protein of 139 amino acids.
UUCACACAACGACGACAACGUCAUUGUGGAUUCAGCCGUUGAGUAAUAAACAUUGAUAAAUUUAAAACGUUUAUUAUAUUAAAAUAAAAAUAUUUGGUGUAUCCUAAUUAGUCGAUUAUUCUCGACUAAACAAUUAUUUCAUUGUUAAAUUCAAGUUAUAUUAAUUAAUCAAAAUGUCUGGACGUGGCAAAGGAGGUAAAAUCAAGGGCAAAUCAAAGUCUCGUUCAUCCAAAGCUGGUCUCCAAUUUCCAGUUGGAAGAAUUCAUCGUCUUCUUCGUAAGGGUAGUUAUGCUGAACGUGUUGGUGCCGGUGCACCAGUUUAUCUUGCUGCUGUUAUGGAAUACCUUGCUGCUGAAGUCUUGGAAUUGGCUGGAAAUGCUGCCAGAGACAACAAAAAAACCAGAAUCAUCCCACGUCAUCUUCAAUUGGCUAUUAGAAACGACGAGGAAUUAAACAAAUUGUUGUCAGGUGUAACAAUUGCUCAAGGUGGUGUUUUACCAAAUAUUCAAGCUGUUUUACUUCCAAAGAAAACUGGAACAAGUGGUGGUGGAAGCAGCAGCAGCAAGGACAACAAAGCUUCACAAGAAUAUUAAACAUUUUCAUUGCUAAAAACAAAAUUUAAAAUAAUAACAAUAAACUAGUUAAGUUUAUCAUUAAGUUUAUCUUUUAAAAUGAAUCAUCGUUGUUAUGUUAUCAAGUAAAUUUUAACUAUUCAAUAUUGUCAUCAGUAAUCAUAACAAAAACAACAAAUAAUUUUCAAGAUUUUACAACACAAGAAACUGAUUGUUGACAAUUUUUUUUUUUCAUCAGUAUUUCAGACACAAAUAAGUUUUAAAUAAUUCAUCAAUGUAUUUAUUAAUUUAAUUAUUUUAUAUUCUCAAUGAUUAAUUUAAUUGCUACAUGCAUUAUGAUUCACAAAUAAAUAUAACUGGAGAUUUUCAUUUUUAUAAAAAAAAAAAUAAAUUGACUUGUUAUUAACUAUCCCAAUAAAAAUAAUCAUCCUA